Molecule: messenger RNA, 518 nt
Organism: Anopheles stephensi (Asian malaria mosquito)
Lineage: Eukaryota; Metazoa; Arthropoda; Insecta; Diptera; Culicidae
Product: INO80 complex subunit C
Exons: 2
Coding region: 125-469 (114 amino acids)
Biological process (GO): chromatin remodeling
Cellular component (GO): Ino80 complex
Source: RefSeq, a predicted model, not a curated record
UUCGCGGAAACCAAAACAACAACAAACUCCACUGUUUACAUUCACUGGCUAGCCAAAUUUACCCUUAAAAAAGCGUGAAAUUGAACGGCAAACUUUACUUAAACCGUUUAGAAACACAUCUACAAUGGAAAGUGAAACAACGAAACCGGCGUUCAAGAAGAAAAAUCUGUCCGAAGUGAACCCCAUCAUGGGGAAGAAACGACAGUGGAAAUCCUUGAAGCAGAUUUUAGCUCACGAAAAGACACUGCCCUGGAAGGAAUCGGACAUAACCUAUUCGUCUGUAAAUGCACCACCAUCUCUGAAGCCGGCUAAGAAGUAUUCCGACAUUUCCGGACUGAUUGCACCGUACACGGAUCCACACUCGAAGCUGCGGUACCACAACGUGGAAGAGUACCAAACGAUUCGCACCUUUCCGAUGGAUCUCACUGCCGGUUAUCUCGCACUGAGAGGUGCUACCAGUAUAGUUUAAACAGCCAAAAUAGGAAAAUAGACCGGUCCAACAGCACGCACUCACAUCA